AUGGCACGACAGUCGAAGGAUGUUGAGAUCCUCGUUCACGUAGCGGCGCCGAGUAGGACCGCGGACGACGUCACGUAUCGCCGACUCGCGCAGGCGUAUCUCUCCUUCACAGCCGACAGACGGACCAGAGUGGCAAGCAUAGCAGCGACCGAUGAGCCUGAGAGAAGCAGUCCGGCAGCGGCAGAAGAACCCCCGCCCUCCUUUCAACCGCCAAGACUGCCGUCGUCGUCUCAAGGGUACGCCACGGCAGCCCCCGAGCUCGCCUUCGGCCCAGACUCGCAGGAUCUGAGCUUCCAGAGCGCGUGGGACAAUCGCUCGUCGCCAUGCCUCCCACCUGCGAGCCACGAUUCACCUCGUUCGUCACUGUCGACGUCACAGAUGAAUCGCGACGCGAUACCGGCGCUGUCGUCCUUUUGCGUCCCGCCGAGUCAGAUCAGUGACUCUUACCCGCUCCCCGAUCCGUCUAUCCUCCAGGACACACCGACGAGGAUCCUCCAGCGGUUUCUGAACCGGCCUCGGGCGUCUACGGAUACGUCCACGUCGCCUUCACCGACUAAAAGGCGCCAAUGGCGCAGGGAUGGCACCGCAGACAACGACGAGACCAUCGACGUCCCGUCCUCCUUUCCGGCUCCGACCCAAGACGAGGUGGAUUCUAACACGUCCGUCGUGUCUCUUGGAGAACACAAGGUUAUUCCGGUGACGCCCCUUGUGCCUCAUUUGCCGCCAGGGGGCCGGAAACGAAAGACCGAUGUUCGCGAAGAGGAGCAAUCUGUGAUCGAUGUCACCCACAUAUCCAGCAGUGUGUUGAGCAACCCGCCAACGUCUUCACCUCACCGCGCCGGGUCAGAGCCGCUGCCGUCAAAGAAGGCACAGACAGCAUUCGGUGGUAUCGAUGCUCUCUCUCUCUUGCGCAGCUCCAGCGAUACGGGUCGCCUGCGCUCGUCUAAUCUCACAGCCGUGGACGAGGUUGCCAACCGACUGGAGAUCAGGCCUCCCUCACCGCCCAUUGGAGUUGAUCAUGUCAAACCCCAAGACCUCGUCACCGACAGGCUCGCCAAGCUGGCCCUGGACCUGUCCUCGCGCUACCACCCCGUGGAGUUGCGCCCCGUGGAACCGCUCGAGCGCGGCUACUGGCUAAUCGACUGCUCGCGCUGGAGCUCAGAGAAGCGCCUCGAGGCUUGGGUCUUCCUCACCAACUACCUCCACAAGGGCCUCGCGGGCUGGGGCGUAUGGUGCCGACGCGAUGCCGCUCACGGCUGGAUCCGCCUCUACUGCUGGGGUUGCGUCGUCAAGCACACGUAUCUGCUGCUGUACCUCGCCAGCGCUCGGCAGAUCAAGACGACGAGGGCGAAAUGGAUCGGCAGCGACGGCGAGAUGGCGUUGGAAGUGCCGGCGCGGGACCGGCGGUCAUGA
Molecule: messenger RNA, 1413 nt
Organism: Purpureocillium lilacinum
Lineage: Eukaryota; Fungi; Ascomycota; Sordariomycetes; Hypocreales; Ophiocordycipitaceae
Source: RefSeq, a predicted model, not a curated record